AAACACAACUAGACACCAUGAUGCUGAGAGAAGUCAAAGCACGGAAUCCGCGCACUGCGAGGAUUCUCAAGUCGCGAGAACCACAACUUAUCGAACAGCCAAAGCGUAUUCUCCUCCUCCAUGGGCCAAAAUGCCCAUUCCCUCUCCGUACAGCACUCAAAGUCUUCCACUCCCUUACACAGCCUCAUUCAAUCCUCUUUCACAAAAAGAAUGCAAACAUUCAUCCUUUUGAAAAUGCAGCGAGCCUGGAGUUCCUAGCAACCAAAAACGAGUGCGGUAUUGUGAUUUGGGGCAGCAGCAACAAAAAGCGACCGAAUUGCGUCACAUUGGUUCGCAUAUUCGAUGCGAAGGUUCUAGAAAUGUGUGAACUACUGUUGCUUGGGACACAAGAACAGAUGGAGCAGGAUGCAGCCGUGCGAGGAAGUGGAUUUCAUGCGAAAUUAAAUGUUGGCCUUGGGAUGAAACCCAUGAUUCUGUUUGCAGGGAGUGUGUGGGCGGAUUCUACGGUUCCUGUGUUUGGUAUGCUGAAGAGUAUGCUGUUGGAUAUUUUCAAGGUCGAAGAAACAUCCAAAAUUGAUGUUGAAGGACUACAGUAUUUGCUUAUGGUUGCAGCGGAUGAGCCAACUGAAGGGACAAGCCCAGUUAUUCAUUUAAGAUGGUAUCGAAUCUGCACGAAAAAGAGUGGCCAGAAGCUUCCCCGAGUUGAAUUGGAGGAAAUUGGCCCCAAAUUCGAUUUCAAGUUGGGUCGUAUACGAGAAGCGGAUCCAGGGGCAAUGAAAGAAGCCAUGAAACAAGGAAAGAGGCCACAAGACCUUGAACGAACAAAGAAAAAUAUCAGCAUGGAUUCUAUCGGCGAUAAGAUCGGACGAGUACACCUGGGUCGACAGGAUCUAAGUGCGCUCCAGACAAGGAAAAUGAAAGGACUCAAACGAAGAAACGGAAUAGAAGGUGAAGACCAAGAUGCUAAUGGAGAUAUGAUGGAUAUUGAUCAAGUGUCUGAGGAAGGAUCUUCUAAGAAGCCUCGGAUCGAUUAAGUACGAUUUGCUUAUGCUUGCUAGUAUCCCGUUGAGCCCGGCGUUAUCUGAAAUGACUGGUGGGAUUAGGUCUCUUUAUCAUCAAAAGUCCCCCUUUUUUUCUUGUUUUGGCCUUUGCCACCCUUUUUCUAGUGGGAACAUCUUAAAUGUUGGAAAGUGAGAGAAAUUUCACGCACUUUACAGAAUAUGAUCUUGUUGGUUACUCAAGAGGAUUAUGAAAUAAUGUGCCAAUAUACGGUGUCGGAUUUGGGGGUGCAGUUACAUGAUGAAUGUACUUCAUACUUUGUAUAGCUUACCGGCUUGAAAAUAUCAGUUCCUUGAUGCACCGGG
Coccidioides immitis RS is the source of this 1364-nucleotide messenger RNA. RefSeq names its product ribosome biogenesis protein. Gene Ontology annotation, cellular component: nucleolus. The transcript is spliced from 2 exons. Bases 18 to 1034 code for a protein of 338 amino acids. Gene Ontology annotation, biological process: maturation of LSU-rRNA from tricistronic rRNA transcript (SSU-rRNA, 5.8S rRNA, LSU-rRNA); ribosomal large subunit assembly. Lineage: Eukaryota; Fungi; Ascomycota; Eurotiomycetes; Onygenales; Onygenaceae. The record is from RefSeq and is a predicted model, not a curated record. Gene Ontology annotation, molecular function: rRNA binding.